Molecule: messenger RNA, 767 nt
Organism: Dermacentor andersoni
Lineage: Eukaryota; Metazoa; Arthropoda; Arachnida; Ixodida; Ixodidae
Source: RefSeq, a predicted model, not a curated record
ACGGAGCGCACACCGCACUGCCUUUUCGCCAGACGUCGCUAGCGGAAGGCUACUGGCAUGGCUUGAUGAAACGCACCUCAUCGAGCGUCCGUGCUGCUGGCUUGCAGUUUACAUCGAAAACAGAGAACUGGAGAACUCUAGGAUAGAACACUCCCUUAGAGACCAUCUACAAAAUGGGAAUGCACGAACAUGACGAUCGAAUAACUAUAACGUGUUCAGAGGCACUUGCAAUGCUGGACAGCAGCGCUCUUGGCGACGCGCGAAGCAACGAAUCGCCCACAGCAUAAAUGAGCUCUGGACCACACCUCGGUGGGGCUAUGGUGGGACCAAGGCAGCAACAGCGAAAUAUGGCGGAUAAAUCGGAAGCUGGACUAGAUAGCAAAGCUCUACAUUCGUUACGCGUCGUCGACCUCAGAUCUGCACUUGAGAAACGAGGACUACCGAAAAGUGGGAGCAAGAAGGAACUCGUUGAGCGACUGAAGCUGCAACUUAAGAUAGAGAAACUGCACGAGGAGUCUGUGAAAGCUGAAGAUCGUGUGCCCAACCUUGACCUCCAAGAUGAACUGACUGGACAGAAUGACUUUGUCAGGCAGUACUUGGCAGCCCAACAACAAACGUAUGCAAUGCAACUUAAAGAGCGCAGACUGGCUGAGAUGCUGUUAGGAACGGCCUGCAGAGGUGCCGACAUGCAAAGUUUUCUCAGCCAGCUGCAGCUGCGAUCGUGGCGAGCUUCCCCGAAGCGACCAUGGAAGCCUUCACCACCUGCC